AUUACAUCUUCCUCUGCUAUUAGUAAUUGACACUACAUACAUACAACCUGCUCAUUUUUUGAAGUUCCACUUUGACUAUGAAUCCUGGAAAUGUUGACGAGGAAUUGCCCUACGAUUCAUCAGCAGAUGAAGUCGCUGACUCUCUGGCUGAGUACACGUUGGAAGGAAAAUGGGAAAAGGUUAUCAAAAUGUACAAUGAAGUGGAAGUGUGUCACACCGCAAUGAUCAACGAGUCCAUGGGCACUGCACUGCACGUGGCCGUAGAUUUGGACGAAGAAGGUGUGGUUGAAGAGCUUGUGAAGGCAAUUAUUCGGCACAGGCAGGGAGAGCAAAGUGUGAAGAUCAAGGCUCUAGAAAUGGAGAACGACCACGGAGAUACCCCUCUGCACGUAGCAGCGUCCAGGGGGUUCGCAAAAAUAUGUAAGUUGAUCAUUGGAACCAACAAUGAAAGGAUGUAUUUGGUGAGUCGAAAAAACAAACAUGGGGAGACACCUCUUUUUCAAGCUGCUAUCAACUGGAAGAAACAGGCUUUUGCUUAUCUCUCUCACAUUUCCAACCACAGCGCCACCUUGCAAGAUCUUGAAAGGGGCAAUGGUGACACUAUUCUUCACUGUGCUAUUAGGAGAGAAUAUUUCGAUUUGGCUGUGAUAAUAGUGCAAUAUUAUGAUUUUCUUAGCACACAUAAGAAUAUAGAGGGAUUAACUCCUCUCACAGUCCUUGCCACUAGGCCGUCGGCCUUCAGAAGUGCAAGCAAACUUUCAUGGUGGAAACAAAUACUGUACCACUGUAUACUUGUAGAAUCACUGGACCCUGAAGGACAAAUGAAGGCGAACUUGGGAAAGAUGGAGGAUCCUAAGUCUGAUAAAAUGAAUUAUCCAAAGAACUACGCCACAUUAUAUGAUUUAUUUGGUGGAUUGUUAAGUGUUGCUGCUCUAAUUGGAAAGAUGCCUUCGGAAAAUAAUCAGCAUGACACAGAAAACCCAUCAACCAACAAGUAUACAUUUGGAUUUGGAACUAGUCAGGUUGGAUUUUUGCCACCAAAUUAUGCAACUUUUCAACAAUUUGUGAGGUCUGCAUAUGUACAUACUCUUGGCCUUUCAGGAGCGGAAUUAAAGGAAAUAAAGAAGACAAAAAAGAGGCAUCAAUGGAGUAGUCAACUCUUGAAGGCACUAUUGAAAAGGCCUUAUGCAGCAUUCACAGGAAGCGGGGGAAAACCAACCGAUUUGGAAGUUGAAGCAGAUAUGUAUAAUGUUUAUAGCCAAUAUAAACAAGGUGAAACCACCGGAUUGGGGGGGUUGGAAGAAGAAAAGAAAACUGAGGCUGAUGACAAAAAAAAUUCAAGUCCAAGUGAGACAAUUAGAAAGGAAACUGAUGAACGUGCUGACGAGAAGAACAUUGACAAAAAGGAGACAGCAUUUUUGGUUGCAGCAAGAAAUGGCAUAGUUGAAAUGGUGAAUGAAAUUUUAUAUCGAAUUCCAAGUGUCAUCCACAACGCUAAUUCAAAGAAAGAAAAUGUGUUGCUCGUGGCAGUGAAGAACAGGCAACCCCUAGUUGUUGAGUGUUUGAAAAUGAAAAUGCAGUCAAAGCCAGAAGUUUGGAAUAACUUGAUUCUGGCAGUAGAUGAUGAUGAGAACACCAUGUUGCAUUUGGCAGCAUAUGCUCCAGGCGGGGAUAAACCUUGGCAGAUAGCUGGUUCUGCAUUGCAAAUGAUGUGGGAUAUAAAAUGGUUUCAGUAUAUUAAAAGCCUUGUGCCACAACACUUUUACUUUAGAAGCGACAAGAAGGCCAAAACAGCUGGGGAAAUCUUUGAGGACACACAUAAAGAACUCAUAAAGGAAAGUGGUGACUGGUUGAAGGAUACAUCUGAAUCUUGUUCUGUGGUGGCUGCACUUGUUGCUGGCGUUUCCUUUGCUACAGCCAGCAGCAUCCCUGGUGGAACCAACGACGAAGGUAAGCCUAAUUUAGAAGGCAAGCCUGCAUUCGAUGUAUUUGCCAUUGCUUCACUCGUUGGACUUUGCUUCUCAGUCACUGGACUCAUAAUGUUCCUUACUAUACUCACUUCACGAAAGCAAGCCAAAGAUUUCCGCAGAGAUUUGCCACUCAAGCUUCUUCUUGGCCUGAGUUCACUUUUCAUAUCCAUUGCUGCCAUGGUUGUCUCUUUCUGCACCGGCCAUUUUUUUCUGCUUAGUCACAGAUACAAGAUGGUCCUAUACCCCAUUUAUGGAGCCACUUGUUUUCCUGUGACUUUUUAUGCUGUGGCUCAGUUUCCACUAUACUUUGAUCUUCUAACGGCCAUUUUAACUAAGGUGCCUCGGGCAAGUGAUAAAGGAGACAAGUUAUAGCUAGGAGCUUCUACCAUAUCAUUGAUUCAGUGUGGUUUUGGAUUCGUGUAAUUCUUAUACAAAUCAUUUUUGGUUUGUUACUUUUCCUUUUGAGUCACCUUUUUGUUUGUGGGGUGUGCAUUUAUUUAAUAAUAUAGCUAUGGAAAUUAAAAAGCUUUUGAAUUGUAGCCAGGCUGUGUUGGUCGUGCUACAAAGUUUGC
Glycine soja is the source of this 2542-nucleotide messenger RNA. RefSeq lists its product as uncharacterized. The record is from RefSeq and is a predicted model, not a curated record. The transcript is spliced from 8 exons. Lineage: Eukaryota; Viridiplantae; Streptophyta; Magnoliopsida; Fabales; Fabaceae. The coding region runs from base 78 to 2342 and encodes 754 amino acids. Gene Ontology annotation, molecular function: protein binding.